AUGAUGUUGAGGUUGAGAAUGGCAGAUUCAUCAAAGCGAAAGGUGCCGUCGAACUCCAACCUUGGCAUGGACAACAUUAAAACGACAACGAUGAUGACAUCAUCUUCUUCCUCGGUGCCGACAUCACCUGUGAGCCUGCGGAAAACGUCAAGCGUGAGGAAAAGCAACUGCCUUUGCUCCCCGACGACCCAUGUUGGCUCGUUCAGGUGCAGGUACCAUAGGAACUCGGGCGGGAGCCUUACUCGAAGCAGCGUGUCCGUUGGAUCAAAGCUAUCUGAGCUGGCAGACAAAUCUAUCAUGGAGGCACACAAUCCCUUCAACAUCAAUGUCUCGUCUCAAAGACAGGGCUCCCCUCCUCGGACCUUCCUACCAGCAUAGACACAGAUAG
This is a messenger RNA of Striga asiatica, 388 nucleotides long. The record is from the annotation of a GenBank genome assembly. NCBI's taxonomy places the organism in Eukaryota, Viridiplantae, Streptophyta, Magnoliopsida, Lamiales, Orobanchaceae.